Messenger RNA from Moesziomyces antarcticus, 2472 nucleotides. RefSeq lists its product as uncharacterized. The transcript has 4 exons. The coding region runs from base 1 to 2472 and encodes 823 amino acids. The record is from RefSeq and is a predicted model, not a curated record. Lineage: Eukaryota; Fungi; Basidiomycota; Ustilaginomycetes; Ustilaginales; Ustilaginaceae.
AUGCUCUUUCAUCGCUGUCUCCGACCCGCCUUGGCUGCUAUCAGCUGCAUAGCCCUCUCUGCAGCCGCCCUUCCCAUUACCGCCGGCAGGGGAAAUUACUUCGCCCAGCCUCCGAAUCAGCCGUCGCAGGCCCUCGAGCUCGGUGGCGCCCUGGAGAAACGCAGCUUGUCUCUCUUGCGCCCUGCACAGAAGCGGGCCUUGUCGAGCGAAGAAACGCCGCAGCUUACGGAGCGGAGCAAAGAGCGCUCCCAGCCGGACCACAUCGCGUACUACGUCCGCCACUUCAAGCCCGACCCGAAGCUGAAGCCACUUCCCUUCGUUCGUCGAGGCCAAUACUACGCAGACGUGCUGUUCUACCGGGGCAUUCCGGUCUUCUUCCCCAGCACGGACCCCACAGCCCUGCAGCGAGAACAACAGGCGCUUUGUGAUUUCGGCAGUUUCUUCGUCUCGGCAAGCUCGCGAAAGCAUCCGACCAACACCGAGAUCCUGCUGGUCGACAAGACCGGUCUCGUCACUGUCGCGCCCAAGGAGGCCAUCUUGCAACACUUUGCGCGCAAAAUGUCCGUCGUUUCCGAGGAAAACCGCGUCGCCAAGAUGAUCGAACUCGGUCCAGGAUUCGCUCCGCGCAGCAGGAUGAGCAGCCUAAGGAAUUUGGUCUUUGGAUACAGGACUCCGAACGUCAAGGACGCCGCGCUGUGGGAUCACGUAGAUGGAAGUUCGCAUGACCUGGUUCGAGCGAUCUCAUUGCUCAUUCUUGCCAACCAAGCGGGUGGCAGCCGCUUGAUUGCAUCGCACAUUGCAUCCGAGCCGCGAGACAUCGAAUUGCGUGACAUUCCCACCAUCAUGGGCGAGAGUGGCUCUGCACAAAGUGGGUCGGACCAAGAUAUCUUGUUGGUACUGGUCUUGUUCAUCUUGCCCAAGCUGCUGGUUCCACCCGGAGCAAGCGAGCCGUGGCUCGAUGCAGGGUAUGCAUAUAUAGAAGCGUUGUUGCGAAGGGCGCUCAUCCCAGCCACUGAUCAAACAAGUCCGCACCCAUUCCUUUCGUUAUUACCGCUCUUCAACAUGCUGUUUUCGCCCUGGUUGCGGGCGACCUUGGCCAUUGGCUGCUGGGCUGCCCUUUCUACCGCCGUUUCACCUAACUCGUCAGGCUCGGACGCUGGACGUAUUGCUUCUGGCAAUCAUGGUCCCGAGGCACUUGGCCAUCUUGCAGAUCAUCGAAAGUCUCUGCAAAAGCGUGCAGGCGGAAACCCGUGGAGUGAUACGAUCGACUACUACGAGUACCUCUUCACGCGGAACCCGCGCCCCCAACCCACGCCCUCAGGCUUACUCGACGCGUACUACGCCGACACCCUUCACUACGGUCGCACUCCCGUGUUCCUGGCACGCGAAGGCAAGGUCGCCAUGGCGCGACAGGCCUUGGUCGACCACGGUUCGUUCUGGAUCGUCGGCGACCCGGUCCGCAGCCGCGAUGAACCGAUUCCAGCCUUCCGUCGCCUUGCCAACGGCCAAAAGGUCACGGAGGAGAAAGAAGCGGUGCUCAACCGCCUCUAUCAGGCGCGUCAUUUCGGAGAGGCGCAUGGCGACCUCGCCAAGAAGCUUGCUUUCGGCGCCCCAUUCGCGCCGGCUCGGCGACGCACUCCAAGCGAAGCCUACUUUACUUGGCAAGAGGUGCGAGAAAAUGCAAUCACCCUCAACACGAACGAGAUCGACAUCCGACAAGCACGUGCCCAGCUCGCCCAGCAUCACAUGCUCAAGCUGCACAAUCCCGACACCGGCUCGAUCAUCGGCUACAAGCUCAAUGAAGAAGGCGAGGUUCUCGUCCGUGUAUUCAGCGGCGCCGGACGCCACUUGGCGAAGCGUGAUGUCAACUGGAGGCCGAGUCAGAUCGAGUACUACACCCAGACAUACAAGGAGGAUCCCACGCUGAAGCCUCUGGCUCGUGCGGCGAGGGGGCCGUAUUACGCGGACGUAAUGUUCUACCAAGGCUAUCCUGUGUUCUUCCCCACUGGCGACCCCACCGCGAUCGCGCGGUCCAAGCAGGCGCUUCAGGACUUUGGCAAAUUCUACGUCCCAGCUUCGGCCGACGGCGCACCUGGAGACAAGAUUUUCCUGGCAGUGUCCAAGGGCGGAAAAGUGAGGGCUGCUAACGCUCAGGGUGGCAUUUGGUCUAUGCUGAUGCGAGCAGACAACCGGAGGUACCCGAUGGACCCGGUGGAGAAGGCGCUGACCCUCGGUCCGUCGUUCUCGAGGCGCAAGAGGCCUAGUGGCUUCUGGGGCUGGUUGCGCGGCUACAGGACACCCAAGUUCCAAGAAGUCAUCCAGACUGCCGACGUUGUCGACGCGAAGAGCGCGCGCAUUCCAGACCUUUGGACCAAGCUCGAAAACCAGGGACGCCUCGUCGUCAAGAACGGCGAGUCGUACACCGCUUACGUUCUGGACAAGAGUGGCAGAGUCCUGACGCACAUGUUCUGA